Messenger RNA from Sparassis crispa, 4869 nucleotides. RefSeq lists its product as hypothetical. The transcript has 12 exons. Gene Ontology annotation, molecular function: ATP binding; ATP-dependent chromatin remodeler activity; DNA binding. Lineage: Eukaryota; Fungi; Basidiomycota; Agaricomycetes; Polyporales; Sparassidaceae. The record is from RefSeq and is a predicted model, not a curated record. Gene Ontology annotation, cellular component: nucleus. Bases 1 to 4869 code for a protein of 1622 amino acids.
AUGGGCUAUGCUUUGUUGUGCGAUAGUGUUCUUUACUACGAGGCUUGGCAAUGGCCUGGUUGGCGGGAUCUCACGGGCAUGGAUUCACCGCCACACGAGCUUGAAGCGGCCGCCCGACACAGCGCUGGCAUCUCGUGGAGCAAGAAGGAGAUGAACGAAUUCGAGCAGUACUAUACGUUUGUAAGGGGGGCCGCAACCAGCGGCGACCUAAAGGAUAAGAUAAUGGAUGGUAAGAAGCUCGCGCCCACCGUUAACCAAGGUAGGAAGUUGUGGCAGGAUCUGUGGGCGCGGCUGCUGCGGAAGAGUGGACUCAACCGAAAGAUCGACGACCUGAUGCAGCAGCACCAUUGCGAUUAUCGGUCCGUCUCUGUCGCCUUCAAGACGCGUGAGCUCCCGGGCGGCCAUGCGGACUGGACGUCGCCAUACCUGCCGGAACUCGGCGCUGGUUUACUGGGUGGUGAGGUCCUGGUAGACCAUCGCUUGAUGAACACGACCGCAAGACUGUUGAUGAAAGAGGUCUUGUACUUCGCGUGGGAGCGUCAGACCAGGAGGGCCAAGAUCUGGGUCAAGAAUUAUGGCGGCAAGAAGACUGCGGUGGACGACGCCUGGGAUGCCUUCAAAGGUGGCAAGAAGAAAGGUCGCGCGCUCCUAACUCUCAUGCAGAAGCUAAAGGACUUCCACGACCACGCGCAAUACAUGAACGACCCCGAGGCAGAGCAGGACGUGGAAGAACGUCUAAAGCACCUUGAGAGUGUUUUGGGCGAGGCCGGCAAAGAGCUGCGGCCUGGCGCCAAAAACAGCGCGAAGUUGUCGGCGGCCGACCGCAAGAGGAUGCUUUCGCUCGUCACCGAGCAGGAGCUUGAAGAGGUUUACAGACAGUACGUCGAGCUCUUCGUGGAAGGCCCCAUGAGGGCCGAUGCGACUGACGAUGCCGCGGUCGAUGUACUUGGCGCUGGGGACAACAUGACCGACGACCUGGGAACCGACCUCGGCGUCGAGCCCGAGAGCAAGAUGACGCGACAGGCGCUCAUGGAGAGCAUGGGGGUAAAGGGCGAGGUUUUUCCACUUAUGAACGAGGCGAGACACAAGAAGGCAUUCCUGGUGUGGACGGAGGGCAAGACUCCGGAGGAGGUCCGCGCCAUGCAGCGAGAAAUGGGGAAGAAGCGCGACAAGCUGACCGAGUCCGACGAGUGGGCACCGCUCACCCUUAGAUGGCAUCAGGUCGCCGGGAUUCGCGCGACGUUGCGGAUGAUGGCGCAGGGCUCCUCUGGCGUCCUCAUCGCGGAUGAGGUCGGGUUGGGCAAGACUGCGCAAGCACUCGGACUGAUCGGCAUGAUCAGCCACUACAUCGACGCGCAGGAGCGAGGGAAACCGGUGGAGGUCUCGCCGCAGUUGAGGCUGCCUGAGGGCCGAAAGCUCGUCAGCGCGCCCCACGUCAUCAUCUCCUCCGCCACAUUGAUGCCCAACUGGCUCACCGAAGCGCGGACGUGGCUCAAGGGGUUUGAAUUUUUCGAAUACACCGGGCAGCUGAAGUCGCGGCGGAAUUUCUUCGGGCCCAACAGUGCAUGGGCUAAGGCAAAAAGCCUCAUGCAUAUGCGAAUCAUCUUCGCCACAACUCCGGUGAGUGAGCACGGCUAUUCCUCGGACUGGGUCCGACGCGGCGCUGUGCCUAUCUACCCAGCGGCAACGCAGCGCGCGGUCGGACCCAGUCCGACGCACUGUGCCCCGCGGACAUUGGUCUUCAGCUCUGGGCAGAGGGGCAGCACAGCCGUGACGAACGACAGCGCCAACUACUUCGGGAGUCGCCCUGCACAGAACUCCGUGUCAGAACGUCUUCCUCUCAAGAAGGGUGUAUCAAAGGAGGUCAAAGAGUCGAUGCAUCUGCUGAACUCCCUGGUGGCCAUCGGCCUCCUCAUCCUGGACGAGUCGCACGAGGUAAGGACGGGCAAAAAUGUUUUCAGCGCGAUGUUGUGGCUCGCCUGGAUCGCUCUUCUGACGGUGGGGCAAUCGGCUACCCCAAUCUACACGCAUCCGAAGGAUAUGGUCUACGCUGGCCGGGCGCUAGGCAUUAAGGGGUGCAUGGGCGAGGCGGUCGAUGCAUUCGAGCGCGAGCUCGUGAGGAAGCUGGCACGCGCGAGACGGCAAGAGAAGACGAAGCUCGGGAAUGAACCUCUCGGCGCCGCAUUCGAUUCCGCCAGCACGGCGACGCGCGAAAUCUACAUACGGGGCAUCAGGGACAUCAAGACGAAGUUCGGCGACUGCAUCAUUCGCCGCACGAACCAAUCCAAAGACAACAACGGGAAGGUGCUCGGCGGACUGAAGGACUACAUCCGAGUAGCGGCCUAUCUCAAGCUCGAGGACUGGGAGUUAAAAAUUGUCAACACGCUCGAGAAGGCUGAUCACCAGGCGAGCGUGUCCAGCUUGUACUUCGAUACACGGAAAUUCUACAUUCGCACGCGGCAAGGCACCAAUCAGCCUGCGCUCGUGGGGUACAAAGAGGGCUCUCUUGCUGACCCCCCGAAGCAAAUCGAUUCUGAGGAGAUUUACGACGAGGUCGCGUCGACGAAGACGAAGACAAUGAUCGAGCUGGUGAGGUACCAUUUGCAGCAGCCUUCGGCUGCGCCUGCGGUGUUCGAUGAAGACGGCAACAUGGCCUUUCCUCAAGGCAGCGUGCCAAAUGACGGUGGGGGCCCGACAAAGAUCGUUGUCUACACUGAUUUCCCGAGCCUGUUGGGUCCGCUCACUGAGUCGCUCGAUGUGCACAAUAUUCGCUACUUUGUUAUUCACGGGGGGUCCUUCCCCCGGCGCGUGCAAAGGGUCGGGCUCACGGGCAUCAACCUCGCCUGCGCUCAUGUGUUGAUCAUCAUGGACCCGCUAUUCUCCGAGCAAGACAAACGGCAGCUCAUUGGGAGAAUAUGGCGAUUCCCGCAGAGCCUGGUCUGCGUCAUCUACGACUUCAUCGCGCUGGCCACAACCGAUGUCCCCCUGAGCGGCAUCGCGCGCAAGAAAGAAGAGAUGCUCCAGGUGUUUGCCAAAAGAUCGGAGUACGCGGACGAGUUGUUGGCUGCAUUACGCGGCGACGAUAUAGACGACGACGUUAAUUACGAGCCGGACGUCGAGGAGGACGAGGAUGAGGCGCCUCCUGGCAAAGCUAAGACCCGCGGAACGAGAAAACCAGCAGCGACGAAGGUUGGUGCCGCGUCGUCUUCGAGGAAGGACACGGCGACGAAGGGUGAUGCCGCAUCGUCUUCGACGAAGGACGCGACGACGACCACGAAGAAACAGCGCAUGAAGUCCAAGCCGACGGAGAAGGACAAGAAGUCCAAGGCGACGGAGAAGGACACAGAGGGCACGAUUGAAGUGUCGUCGGACGAUGACACUGCAGCGACGACGACCACGAAGAAACAGCGCAUGAAGUCCAAGGCGACGGAGAAGGACAAGAAGUCCAAGGCGACGGAGAAGGACACAGAGGGCACGAUUGAAGUGUCGUCGGACGAUGACACUGCACCCAAGUCCAAGCCGACGGAGAAGGGCAAACAGGUCCUAAAGAACGUACAGUCCGACGACCACGCGCCUCCCAAGUCGAACCCGACGCAGAAGGGCAAAGAGCGGGCACCGCCUGUACCGUCGCACGUCGGCGCGGCUUCUGAUCCGGCUUCCCUCCCCGCAACGCCUCGUGCGCCUCGUCCCAAGCCCCGGCCACCCAUGCCCGCUGUCAACGCCGAGCAGACCGAGCAGCCAUUGCGCCAGGAGGAUCGGACCCAGUCCGAGGGUGGCGAGGGCAGCAAAGAGCCGCGCGCCCAAGAAUCCGAGGAGGGCGGCAGUCGGACCCAGUCCGACACGCCAGGCCCUACCACUGCGGCGUCCACCACGACGCGGUCAACGCGCCAAGUGUUGGAAGAUCUCGGGUUCGUCUGGGACGACAUUCGCGAGGUGAGCCCGGAACGUUGGUCGCCACACCUCCAUCCAGCGCAGCUGGGUUCGUGGUUCCCAUUCGAGGCAGCGAGGCCGCGCGGCGGUGUCAGCUUCGAGCAAAUGAUGGCCGACCGAAGGUUCUACGACUGGAAUAAUGUUCCGGAUUUCGACGCCGCGAUAUUUGGACCCUUCGACCGCAUCGCAGUCCAUGCCCCCGGUGACCCAUGCCACGAACUCAUCGGGCAGCUCCUGCAAUCAGGAUGGCCGAAUCCGCCGUCGUGGCGCCGCGGGCGAAACGCCCAAUUAACGGUGCCCAAAAACGUGCUCUGUAAUACGCCUGCGGCGUCGUGGCUUGCGCCUCACCCCGCGCAGAUCUCGUACUGGUAUCCACUGCCAGGGCUAAAGCAGGCGAGACCCAACCUCAAGCCCGAAAAUUACGACCCCAACGUUCACUACUCGUAUCAGACGUGGGUUCCAUUCGAUGCAAAUCGCUAUGGCCCCUACGACCGUGUGCUGCAGGCCCGUGAGGACGACCCUAGUCUGACAGACCUCCACUUGUUCCUGGCCGGCGGCUUCCCUGCUGUGCCAAGCCACCGGCAUGGAAACGCGGCCAGGCAGCGCCCCACGCCGCGACAGUCGGCCUGGUUUGUGAAAUGGGACGGUUCGCCGCAGGGCUUGGGCGCACCAGCACCAGCUCGGACCGAGUCCGACACUCCGUCGACAUCAUCUGGCACACCGCGCGAACCUGCACUGCAGAAAUCUGGUCUGGCCCACUCACUCGCUCAGAUGACGGUAGACGACCAGCUAGCGAAGCAGGUGGUACCGGCGAGCUCUAAGGGGCCCGGCGCUGACACUAGGAGCGACUCGUCGAUGGAGUUCAGCUCAGAUGCUGAGCAGCCCGGGGCUGGAUCUCCGAAUGAGAAGUCCCCGCCGAGGAAGAAGCAGAAGACUUAG